Messenger RNA from Drosophila ficusphila, 1077 nucleotides. Its product is annotated as girdin. The transcript is spliced from 2 exons. NCBI's taxonomy places the organism in Eukaryota, Metazoa, Arthropoda, Insecta, Diptera, Drosophilidae. The record is from RefSeq and is a predicted model, not a curated record. The coding region runs from base 73 to 996 and encodes 307 amino acids.
GUGCGAAGAGUAAUUUUGUAUUUAGUUUGCAUUUGGCUGCCAAUCGCUGCAGUUUAUGUUUUCUCGCUCAUUAUGAACUCGAAAAGAAAAAGUAUACUGUAUUACAGCUCCGAUGAUGAUUCUUCCUCUGAAAAGGCCAGUAAUUGCAACUGCAAUGAUCUGGAAACGAAAAUUGACACAAAAAUGCUUGAACUUGAAAAUAAGUUGAAAAGGUCGGAAAUUGAUUUAUUGCUGGCUAACGAAAAGAUUGCAAUGUUCGACGAAAAAAUUAAGGACAAAAACGACAUAAUAGAGGCACUAAUAUUGUCAAAUAACCUGUAUAGAUUUGAGAACAAGGAAAAGAUUGAUAAUCAGGCAAGCAAAAUAAAAACGAUGGAGGAGCAGUUGUGCAAAAUAAAGCAAGAAAAAAUAAAACUAGGCCAGGAAAACAAGAAAUUAAUGAAGCAACCUAAUGAAUCUGCCUCCCUAAUAGCUUCUUUGAGGGCCCAAAUAAAUGAAAUGGGUGCAAAGAAAAAUAAAGAUCUUGUUUCUCUCAGAGCCCAAAUAAAAGAAAAUUGUAAAAAAGAAACGCAGCAAAAAGUGCUGAUCGUUUCUCUGAAAAACCAAAUAAAAGAAAAUUGUGAAAAAGAAAGGGAACAAAAAAUUCUUAUAGCUUCUUUGAGAACCAAAAUAAAUGAAAUAGGUGCGAAGAAAAAUAAAGAUCUGGCUUCUCUCAAUGCCGAGAUAAAGGAGAAAGACAAAAUAAUAACAGAAAAUAAAGCACUUAUACAACAUCUUGAAAAUCAGAUAAGGGGAAAAGAUGAUCAGACAACCCUUUUGGAAUUGGGAGCGGGAUUGGAAACUUUAAGAAUGAAGGAGAAGGACGAUCUUCUAGAAGAACAAGCAGCUACCAUAUUAAAACUAAAAUCCUAUCAAGAGAAACAGGAGGAAAACGAACAGCUUAUCUCGUCCCUUAGGGCUAACAUUAAUGAAAUUUAUAAUCAAUUCAUACCCUGAAAAAAUCUUUUCCUGUAUUACUAUGUAUGUAUUAUGAAAUAAUAUUAUAUGAAAUAAAAAAUAAGCGAAACAAAAAGCAAA